AUGAUUCGGCGUCAAGCACGGGAGCGCAGAGACUACCUCUAUCGGAGAGCUCUGCUCCUCCGAGAUGCCUCCAUUGCCGAAAAACGCGCCAAAUUAAAGGCCUCCCUGGCUUCCGGAAAGCCCCUCGAUCCGUCGAUUGCGAAUGAUAAGUCUCUGCGGCAAGAUUUCAAGUAUGAUGAGUCGUUACAGGCCGGCCCAGAGGCCUCUGGCCCCAAUCCUAAGAACGGCGAUGCCGUCGACAUAGACGAUGAAUACGCAACGACAUCUGGCCUGGUUGACCCUCGACCGCUCGUUACUACUUCGCGCGCCCCCUCUUCUCGCCUCAGCACCUUUGCGAAGGAAAUUCGUCUUCUUCUACCUACUUCUAUCCGGCUCAAUCGGGGUACGCUGGUUCUUCCAGACCUGGUCGCAAGCGCAAACGCCGCUGCACUGACGGACAUGAUUCUGCUGCACGAGCACAGGGGUACACCUACUGCAAUCACCAUUUCACACCUCCCACAUGGUCCGACUGCCAGUUUCUCCCUUCACAAUGUCGUUUUACGGGCGGAUAUUCCCAACGCAGCGCGAGGUACCGUCUCAGAGAGCUAUCCUCAUCUAAUAUUCGAGGGUUUCAAGACAAAGCUCGGGAUGCGGGUGGUACAAAUUCUUAAGCAUAUGUUCCCUCCACGGGAUGCCGGAAAAGUCGGCAACAGGGUGGUGACUUUCAAAAAUCUAGAAGACAGCAUUGAGGUACGACAUCAUGUCUUUGUUAAAACUGGUUAUCGGGAUGUCGAGUUGGCUGAGGUUGGGCCACGUAUGACUAUGAGACUAUUCGAAAUCCGGGGGGGCACUCUAGAAAAGGGUUCUGGGGGAGACGUAGAGUGGGCGCUUACGCAGUAUACUCGAACGAGCAGAAAGAAGGAUUAUCUUUAG
Messenger RNA from Ophidiomyces ophidiicola, 912 nucleotides. RefSeq names its product snoRNA-binding rRNA-processing protein imp4 (gene IMP4). Gene Ontology annotation, cellular component: nucleolus; small-subunit processome; Mpp10 complex. Gene Ontology annotation, molecular function: rRNA primary transcript binding; snoRNA binding. The record is from RefSeq and is a predicted model, not a curated record. Gene Ontology annotation, biological process: rRNA processing. NCBI's taxonomy places the organism in Eukaryota, Fungi, Ascomycota, Eurotiomycetes, Onygenales, Onygenaceae. The transcript is spliced from 2 exons. Bases 1 to 912 code for a protein of 303 amino acids.